AUGGAACAAAUUAUUUUUUCUAUGUGCCUUUUGGGAUUGGCCUCUUGCGGCGUUUUGAACAGCCAAUAUCUUCCUCCAAAUAAUAAAGGUAGAGGUGACUUCAAUUUUGGAUUGGCUUCACCAGUUAACAAUUACAAUAAUUUUAACCAUGGUUCUUCUGGAGGACCCUAUUCCUCUGGGCCCAAAAUAGCCAUUUUAAAGUCUGAAAAUAUCAAUAAUGGAGAUGGAACCUACAGGUAUUCUUAUCAAACUUCUAAUGGUAUCUCUGCUCAAGAACAAGGUACUGGUGGAAUUCAAGCCAAUGGAGGCUUUUCGUAUACUUCCCCAGAAGGUCAAAGUUUUGAAGUGACCUACACGGCUGACGAAAACGGUUUUCAUCCUCGAGGAGCUCAUCUUCCAACUCCUCCACCAAUCCCUGAAGCCAUCUUGAAGUCCAUCGAAUACAACAAACAACAUGCUCUUAAACACCCCAACGAAGAAGGACAAUAUAAUCAUGACCAAUACCAUAAUGGUAACAGUAACAAUUAUUAUAGACCAGUUGUGCCAUCUAGGAACUAUGUGCCAUCCAGUCCAAGUAACGGAGGAUACCAAUAUAAAAAAUAUUAAUAAUUUUGUAAUAAAAUGUAUGUUUAUUAAACUG
Messenger RNA from Brassicogethes aeneus, 640 nucleotides. The record is from the annotation of a GenBank genome assembly. Lineage: Eukaryota; Metazoa; Arthropoda; Insecta; Coleoptera; Nitidulidae.